Messenger RNA from Cannabis sativa, 1884 nucleotides. RefSeq lists its product as uncharacterized. Gene Ontology annotation, biological process: post-translational protein targeting to membrane, translocation; SRP-dependent cotranslational protein targeting to membrane, translocation. Gene Ontology annotation, molecular function: signal sequence receptor activity; transmembrane protein transporter activity; ribosome binding. Bases 171 to 1598 code for a protein of 475 amino acids. The record is from RefSeq and is a predicted model, not a curated record. The transcript has 7 exons. Gene Ontology annotation, cellular component: membrane; Sec61 translocon complex. Lineage: Eukaryota; Viridiplantae; Streptophyta; Magnoliopsida; Rosales; Cannabaceae.
UACACGUUUCACCCACUCAUAUCUUUUUUUGGGUAUAUAUACUGAAAAAAAGUCGUAUUGUCAAACCCAGGUAGCCCUUUCUCUCUCUAGCUUCUCUCUCUUCUUCUUCCCCAAUUUGGAGCCCAGAUCCAAGAUCGUCAAUUCAACAUUGUGGGUUGUUUUGAAACAAGAUGGGAGGUGGUUUUCGAGUGCUUCAUUUGGUGAGGCCUUUUCUGGCUUUUCUGCCUGAAGUGCAGAGCGCUGAUAGAAAGAUUCCCUUUAGAGAGAAGGUGUUGUACACAGUUGUUGCUCUAUUUGUUUUCUUGGUAUGCAGUCAGUUACCCCUUUAUGGGAUUCACUCCACAACUGGGUCUGAUCCAUUCUAUUGGAUGAGAGUAAUCCUGGCUUCCAACCGUGGAACGGUUAUGGAGCUUGGAAUCACACCUAUUGUGACUUCAGGACUUGUUAUGCAACUUCUGGCUGGUUCAAAGAUCAUUGAAGUUGACAAUAAUGUCCGCGAAGAUCGAGCUCUUUUAAAUGGAGCACAAAAGUUACUGGGAAUCCUGAUAGCUAUUGGGGAGGCAGUUGCUUAUGUUUGCUCUGGGAUGUAUGGUAGCGUUGACCAACUUGGAGUUGGGAAUGCUAUCCUUAUUAUCCUUCAGCUCUUCUUUGCUGGAAUCAUUGUGAUAUGUUUGGAUGAACUUUUGCAGAAGGGAUAUGGUUUAGGCUCUGGAAUUUCUCUAUUCAUUGCAACCAAUAUCUGUGAAAACAUCAUCUGGAAGGCCUUCAGCCCCACCACCAUCAACAGUGGUCGUGGAGCGGAGUUUGAAGGUGCUGUUAUCGCUUUGUUCCAUCUUCUGAUAACCCGAACAGACAAAGUUCGUGCCCUUCGUGAAGCAUUCUACCGGCAAAACCUUCCCAAUGUGACGAAUCUCCUCGCUACUGUCUUGAUCUUCCUAAUUGUUAUCUACUUCCAAGGGUUCCGUGUUGUCCUUCCUGUGAGAUCAAAGAAUGCUCGUGGACAACAAGGAUCUUACCCGAUUAAGCUGUUCUACACCUCUAACAUGCCAAUCAUUCUCCAGUCUGCGCUCGUUUCCAACCUGUAUUUCAUCUCUCAGUUACUCUACAGGAGGUACAGUGGAAAUUUCCUUGUGAACCUUUUGGGAAAAUGGAAGGAAUCAGAGUAUUCGGGUCAGUUUGUCCCUGUGGGCGGUAUAGCAUAUUAUAUCACCGCACCUUCAAGCUUGGCGGAUAUGGCAGCCAACCCGUUCCAUGCUUUGUUUUACCUCGUAUUUAUGCUGUCAGCAUGUGCACUUUUCUCCAAAACUUGGAUUGAAGUGUCGGGAUCCUCUGCGAGAGAUGUUGCCAAGCAACUCAAGGAGCAACAAAUGGUGAUGCCCGGACACCGUGAAUCAAACCUGCAGAAGGAGCUAAACCGCUACAUACCUACAGCAGCAGCGUUCGGUGGAAUGUGCAUUGGUGCAUUGACUGUCUUGGCUGAUUUCAUGGGGGCAAUCGGUUCUGGAACCGGUAUCCUGCUCGCUGUUACCAUUAUCUACCAAUACUUCGAAACUUUUGAGAAGGAGAGAGCCAGUGAACUCGGGUUCUUCGGAUUCUAAACACGAGACAGACAGACGGACUGAAUCACUUGGAAGUAACCGAAAAUGGCGCGCCAAAGCUGGCUUUUACAAUUUUGGUGGAAAUGUAACUAGGGAAGUUAACACCAACCAAAUUAGUAGAAAGUUUUUUAAUUAGCGGAUCGUUUGGUGUAACACUAAUGACUAGCCCUUGUGGCUUCACAAAGUGUAUUUUGUGAAAAAAGUUUUAGUUCUUUAGAACCUAUUUUACCAAGAGAUUAUUUUUUGUUACAAAGUUAUUUUUAAUUAAUAUUUGGUAUUAUGUUAA